Molecule: messenger RNA, 1018 nt
Organism: Linderina pennispora
Lineage: Eukaryota; Fungi; Kickxellomycota; Kickxellomycetes; Kickxellales; Kickxellaceae
Exons: 1
Coding region: 340-984 (214 amino acids)
Source: RefSeq, a predicted model, not a curated record
AGUCGUUGGCCACAGAUGACGCGCGCUGGCGGCUCUGGUGGCUGAUGUGCGACCGGAUGCUAGGCUGGUACGGCGAGCCCGUGCGCGUAUCGGACAUGGAGCUCUGCAGCUUGUGGAUGCCCAAGAACGCCAGCUCGUGCGUGGCGUUUGACUCAGCAUACGAUGGUGAGUAGCCAGAUGUCCAGUGUAUAUUGCGGGCUGUACGGCGACCCUGCAGCUGUCUGGUCGCGCCGCCGCCGAAUGCGUGUCCUGGUCACGCUUUCUGAGUCGCCCGGCCGUGGCGGCUCGUAGAAGUACUGCGUGUCGUCGUCACGGCCCAUAAACGGAUCCGUGAACUGCAUGUUGCUGGAGGGCGGUGGUGGUGGAAUCAGCGGUACGUCGAGCUCGUCUGACGCAUUGCCGGCCAGCAGCGGCUGUCUGUCCUCGCUUGCGGACUGGGUGCGCGAGCGCCGCCGGAUGACCGUCUCUGGAAACGGUGUGCCCGGCCGCACCCUGGCUCUCACCGAAGGACCGCGACCGGGUAUGGUCCCUGCCCCCUGCACGCUCAGCCCGGGAUGCAUCCGACGCCAUGGUUGUUGCCCGGCGCCGCCGCGUGGGGGACACCGGCGAGCCCUCCGUCAUCCGUGUUGGCGUUGGCGACCGCGCCAGCAGUGUCGGCGUCCGCACCAUCCGCUCGGGCGGCGGUACCUGCACGUCAUAGCUGGGUCGGCCAGACCGCGAGCGCCGGCCGCUGAUCAGCCCCUGCUCCUCCUCCUCAUUCGCAUUGCCCGGCUGCAAUGUCUCGUCUGGCGUAUCACUAUCGGACUCGUCGUUCACAAACGGUAUGGCCGGCUUGAUUGCCAGGUUUGUGACACCGCUGCGACGUGCUACAGCCUGCGACCAACUGCCCUCUUCGUCCAGUUCCUGGAUCGGCUCGAACCGCUGCGGCGUCCCCGCGGUGCUGUUCAUUGGCGGGCUGGUAAGACUAAAUGGCCGCCCAAAUAGCCCCGAGUCCCGGUCCUUUCCCGGCGAUGGCGUC